Molecule: messenger RNA, 5955 nt
Organism: Podarcis muralis (Common wall lizard)
Lineage: Eukaryota; Metazoa; Chordata; Lepidosauria; Squamata; Lacertidae
Gene: SLC25A36
Product: solute carrier family 25 member 36
Biological process (GO): pyrimidine nucleotide import into mitochondrion
Cellular component (GO): mitochondrion
Molecular function (GO): pyrimidine nucleotide transmembrane transporter activity
Source: RefSeq, a predicted model, not a curated record
UAUAUUGGGCCUCGUUUCGCGUUGGAAGAAGCGAGCGGGCCUGGCCGUUUGGUGCCUUGGAAGCUGCCUGUCGCUGCGUAUCCCCGGCUAGGCGAGGAGGCGGAAGGAGGCGGCGGCGGCGGCCGGGUGGGAAGUUCUCCGGGGCUGAGGCAGGAGGAACCGUUUGGGAGAGGGUCGUGUGGGGGCCCCUGAGCGCGGCAGGGCCGAGGCUGCUCCCUCCUGGGCUGCCUUCCUCUCCGAGGCCGAUGGCAGCGCUCCUGGCCCCGCGUCCUCCUCUCUCCUCAGGCUGCCCAGGAGCGCCGGGCGGAGGCUGAUCCUCUCGCCGCCUUCCCCUCGAGUGUCUUCCUGGGACGAGCAUGAGAAGAUGAACCAGAAAGACACUUUCGUGCACCUGUUUGCUGGAGGAUGUGGGGGCACCGUAGGUGCGAUUCUGACAUGUCCACUAGAAGUUGUGAAAACACGGCUGCAGUCUUCCUCUGUUACACUCUACAUCUCUGAAGUUCAGCUGAAUACUGUGAAUGGUGCCAGUGUUAAUCGUGUAACUAGAGUUUCCCCAGGGCCUCUCCAUUGCUUAAAGAUGAUUUUACAGAAGGAAGGCCCUCGCUCACUUUUCCGGGGAUUGGGUCCUAAUUUGGUAGGCGUGGCUCCAUCCAGAGCAAUAUAUUUUGCUGCAUACUCCAAUUGCAAGGAAAUGCUGAAUAAUAUAUUUGAGCCAGAAUCUACCAAGGUACACAUGACCUCAGCUGGAGUAGCAGGUUUCACUGCAAUCACCGCAACCAAUCCAAUUUGGCUAAUAAAGACACGAUUACAACUUGAUGCAAGGAAUCGUGGAGAAAAACGGAUGAGCGCUUUUGAAUGUGUGCGCAGGGUUUAUCAGACAGAUGGAAUUAAAGGCUUUUACCGAGGAAUGUCUGCGAGCUAUGCAGGCAUAUCAGAAACUGUUAUUCACUUUGUUAUUUAUGAGAGUAUUAAGCGAAGACUUUUGGAGUAUAAGUCUGCUUCUGCUAUGGAUGAGGAAGAUGAAACUGUCAAAGAAGCAUCUGACUUUGUUGGCAUGAUGAUGGCUGCAGCUACUUCGAAAACUUGUGCUACAUCCAUAGCCUAUCCACACGAGGUUGUACGAACAAGACUACGGGAAGAAGGAACAAAGUACAGGUCUUUUUUCCAGACACUGUCUUUGCUUGUGCGAGAAGAAGGCUAUAACGCCCUAUACCGUGGCCUAACAACGCAUCUGAUUAGACAGAUUCCAAACACAGCUAUAAUGAUGUCUACGUAUGAAGUGGUAGUCUACUUACUGAAUGGAUAGCAAUAUUACCAGCUGUGUUCAGGAAGAUGGAAGACCAAAAGCUUGCAGUGGACCAUGAACUCUCAGUGUGGGUAGGUAGGAGUAAAUCUAUCAAGAACAUGCAGCUAUGGACAAAAUGGAAGGCUGGUAGGCAGUCAUGCUGCCUCAUCAUAUGGCAUCUUUUGCAAUGUGAUGAUCUGAAGCUGCUCCUAAAGGAUUGCCUUUAAACUCCUCAUAUUUCAACAUUGCAAUUUUCUCCUAUUGUGUCAACUUUUCUAACGCUAUGCAGUGAGCAUCAGACACUUGGUUGUGAGCAAGGAGAGGCAUAACAACAUGUGUGUUCUCACUGGAAAGCGUACAUCUCUUUUCCGACUCGUGUUCAUUGCUGGUUUAAAAUUCAUUUUCUGUUACUGCACAGUAGCCAGUUUGAAGGGUAUGCCUGUGUACAUUUAAAGCAGAUUCAUAAAUGCUUAUCUCUUGAAACUCCACUUUUGCAGUCUGAAAUAAAAUGAAAGACGAAGAUUCACUAAGCUUCCCACUUUACUACCUCAGGGGAUCUGACAGGGAACUUAGGUUUCUUACUACAGAAAAGGUGGCCUUCAUUUGUCGAGGUGAAGAUGGGGGACAGGCUGUUUCGUUUUGUAUCGAGUUCCAGUUGCUUUAAUAUCAGACCCUGGGAUUUCUAGUGUUGCAGCAGUAUACUGUUUUAAUUGCCCUGAGUAUUUUCUACCGUGGAAAUAGAGAAGAGCCUUAAGAUCCACCUGAAACCAAAUCUUCCUGUCUUCAGUUUUGUACAAUUUGUGUCCAUAAAUCCCUUUGGAACUUAAAACACCUCUAAAUGUAUUAAGGAUCACAGCAUUGUGGAGCAAACCACCAGCAAAGAGAAAUUGGCUUGGUGUGUUGGAAGGGCUUUUCGCAUGCUGCUUUUAAAUCCUUGAAAACCAACAAACAGUAUGUGAUUAAACAGCAGGAUAUCGGGUGCUUAUGCAGCAUUGUGCUCGUUUUAAACAAACUUAAGUUCAUCUAGGGCUUUUACCUGAACUAACCUAAUACUGCAGUAACUAGAAUACCAAACUCUACUAGAUUUCAGUAACACAUAGGGCACACUUCGGCCAUGUCCAAAAUUGAGUGCUAAGAUUGUGGCUUAGAAUGAACCAGAGAAGAUAAUUGAAUAUCUUGGGGUUUAGGCAUCGCCUUUUGCUUUAUUCCUUGCUUCCUCCUGAAGCACUUUGCAGAAAACCACACAAGUGGUUUUCCCCAAUGUUUGGCUUUGAACAUCUUAAUGCUUCUUAUACAGCAUUCACUGCUGUAUAAAAGCAGACAUUUGCAUGAUUCACAUUAUCUCUGAAAAGCAACAUCGAUAAAGCAGGCCAUUUGAAAUAAUGCAGAUAACCUGUUGGUUCUAACAAUAAACACACCCUACAUUUUUACCUUUUAACAUACAUCCUGUCAUUACAAUGUAGCUGUGUUAAAUGGUAAUGACACCAGGGGAGAAGAUUUGUAAUUUAGAGCACAACCCUGCCCAAAGUCUAGUACUUUCAGAGUGCAAUCUGAUGCUUUUCUCCUUGGGAAUAAUCCUUGUUGAGUUCAAUAGGACUUCUUCCCAGUUAAAUCUUUAUAGGAUUGCACCCUAAAGCAGAUAAAUGUUGAGUGUGUUUAUAUCUCACUCACUUAAAGCAAUUAAACGUAAGUGCUUCCUCUUGGCAGUCCUGUACCCUAAUCUUUGUAAUGCUCAGCUCAUGCAAAAGUUGUAAAAAAAUGUGACAUUUUAUUCCUCUGUGAACUGUGCAGAAACAGGCAUAUCAUGGCUUUAUUUUGCUAGGCCAAAUAAUGCUGGAACUGUCAAAUGUGUUCACAGUCCGAACAGCAGUUUCUUUUGGUUUAUGUGUCCUCUGGCCUGUGGCAGAAAUGUCUCAAUGUAGGCUUGCAAACCGUUGGUCUGAAGAUAGUGUUCAGCACUACUCCUUGCUAGAGUCACUAAUGAAGAACAGUGACCUGUCAGAUUUUUUCAGUAGGGAGCAAACAAGUCUACUUCUUUUCCUUAAUGUUGUAAGUGAUCUCAUUAUAGCCAUUAUACGCACAUUACCAUAAACUUGGCAAAUGUAGUCAUAUUCCUUUAGUGAUUAAUAUGAAAACCUAUUUAAAGGAACUGCUCUUCAAUAACCUCUGUUUUAAGCUAGUUUCUUCCUGCAUAUAAAUAUUUGUAGAUUUUGCUGCUGACAUCCAUGGGUAAGAAAUGGCAGAUUUGCUAAAGGACAACACAAAGGCCAAAGUGUGGAAUGUUAAAUUGUUUAAUUAUAAGCCUGAGUUACUUCGGGGGAGGGGGGAGUUUUUCUGUGUUUUUGGUUUUUCUAAAAGUCAACACUCAGGUGGAUUCGGGCAGCCAAGAGUUCCCCCCAUUGUGUAGUGGUUGUGAGUGGAAUUCCUAUGGUAAUAAAUUGUCUAAACAAGUUUAGUGAACCAUACUUGUUCUGAACAGUCAUAUCUAGUUUACUAUGUGACUUACCAAAUCUGUCACAGGAAUGGAAACCCUUUCAGAAGCUAUUUCAAUGACUUUGAAAUUGCAUGCAGUCACACAAAGUCAACUACAUGAACCCACAUUCUCUGCUCCUUCAAAACAGACCACUCUAUCCCUAUAUGACCACAACUACCCCUGGGUUUAAUGGAGAUGUUUUAGUGUCACCGUGGGAGCUUCACUUUCAAUUAUCACAAGUUCAUGAUUUUGCCUGAUGAUAAGAAAUGUUACCUUUCCAAUUGGAAAGGUCUACAUUUGUUGAAUGUGGGUUGUAAUAAGUUUACACUCCCCUCAUAUGUAAUAAAUUUAUUACAUAUUACAUUUAUCGUAUGUAACAAAUUGGGAAGUGGUUAUUUAAUGAAGUGAACAAUUUUCUCUAAACAUAUUUGCCAUCGCCACUAUACUUCACUUACCCCAUGAUCCUAAUAGUAGCAAAAUUUGAAUCCGUAAGAAAGUAAUUCUCUUUACUGGUUAGAGUCUCUAAGACAGUUGAUGUUUCUUCCAUUUAACCGUCUUAGAAAUAACACUAGAUUGCAGACUCUUGAUAUUAAAAUCCUAUCUUUUCAGCCUUCACAUUUGGCUUCCAGCAUUUCACAGGGUACUUCUUUAAAUGCAGCUAUUAUUAAACCAAUUAUAUGUUUUUAAACUAUUGAUACCUCUGAACUGUUUCCCAAAAACUGUCCAUAGCUUUCCUUGUAUAAUUAUAACAAAAACAUGGUUGAAAUAUUGUCAAUGAUCGGUCGGGUAGGAAAUUAACACCAUUUUAAUUCAAGGAGAAAUUCUUCCCGUCCUAAUUGUGAUUUGGCUAUGUUAGUAAAAUAUAUCUUUGAUAAAGGAGUUCAACCACAAUGCCUUGGAAAAUCAAUAUUUGAACUACUUCAAACACCCAAUUUACACACUAUAAUUGAAAACUUGCUGUGAGGCUGUAUGUAUACAGUAGGCUUGACCAGAAGGUGGCACUAUAGUACAUGCCAAUGCAGGAAGGAUGCAUCCUUGAAAUAAUAUCUGGUGUGUCAAACUGUUUUGUGUUCUGCUCUUGAAAAAUAUUUGGUUGAGUGCCAUACACAUUGUGGGAAUGAGCCAUAACAGAUGCUUUUAAACAAGUAAACCUGUACUUUCUAAAUUUUUGUUCCUGUGUUUAAAAUUCAACACAAAACAGCAUUAAACCAAGGAAUAAACAUGCAUAUUGCACAGCUAGAAUUGAAAGAGAAGCUUCAAAGUCAGCUUUGGUUUAUAAUUUUUAAAAUCAUUAUAAAUAAACUUUGUUCUUGGAUAUACACAAAUGGUUUGAAUGGUUUGAAUAAAGGUUUUUGAUUUACACAACAAACAAGUAACACACAUGACUAAUUUGUCAUUAUAAGGCACCAAUGCAAAAUACUAUUUGGCUUAAAGUCUCUUUUAUCAGAAAGGGAUUUUCUGACAAGUGUCUUGGAUUUUAAUCCAGGGCUUGGAACUAGAGCCCUACUUUAGAUGUGCCCAAUUCAUUUAUUUACUUCCUUUUUUUGCAAGCUGUCUUGAAACUCUCCUUAGUGUGAAAAGUGGUUUGCCAUAUGACAUUGGGAAGCUGCAGCCUAAGAAACAUAAAGCCAAACUUGCUUGGGCAUAUGGAGUUGUGUAUCUUGUUUGUCUGAAUCCCAGCCCAAUGUUAGAAUGCUCCACGCCUAUACUCAAAUCUCAGAUGUUGAAUUUGUUUGUUUGUUUUCCAUUCUGUUUGUUUUUAUCUUAAUAGUUGUAUUCUUUCUGAUAGCAGUAUUCUUAAAGAAUGAUGGAGACCUACAAAUUGGAGACUCUCUUUAUCAAGUUUCUUUUUACCUUCUUGAAACAAGCAGAACACUGAUGUGUGCCUAUGUAAAUGUAUUACUCUCUUUUAAAAAUGCUGAUCUGUUUCUGAAAAGACCUGAAGUUCUGUACAAUUUCAGUUUUAUUUCAAAGAGUCUGCAUACCCUGUAUAUGUGAACAUAACGUGAUGCCCUAGGAAACCAUUGUUAUUUACCAAUAUUCCAAUAUUCUGCUGCUCCUGUGGUUUGCUAUAGUUCUUGCAUACCAUGUAGUUGGCUGUCAAUGAUGUGCUUUAAAUACUUUUGUAUUUAUAUUAUAUCGACAACUUUUUGUUUGGACUGCUCAAAACUUCAAAAAUAAAAUGUGUUUAUUCAAA